Molecule: messenger RNA, 3917 nt
Organism: Pseudovirgaria hyperparasitica
Lineage: Eukaryota; Fungi; Ascomycota; Dothideomycetes; Acrospermales; Acrospermaceae
Product: DUF1765-domain-containing protein
Exons: 3
Coding region: 222-3719 (1165 amino acids)
Source: RefSeq, a predicted model, not a curated record
CCGUUCAACCGGCUUUGCCACGAGCCUCUGCGACGCUUCGUGGCCUGUCCUUCCUGCUCCAUACAUCUGAGGGUCGUCCCUCAUUGCACCGCAUGUAUCCUGUCUGAAGUGUUCCAUUAUCGCUGAAGAGAGCCGCCUGACAAGGCAUGGAGAACACGAGGUAGCUUAUACCUCUUGCAUGCACUCGACUCGCAGGGCAAUCGAUAUACUUUACGCUCGCUAUGCCAUCGCAGAUGUCGACUACGAGAGUCUCUCCCAGCGCCUUUACAUCGAACCGCACUAUCCGAGAAGAGAGCGAGCACUCGGAUAAGGAUGCAGUGGCGUCUACAUCUCCACGCAAAUCCGAUACUGAUAUCCUACCACGAACUGCAAGUUACACGUAUUUCGCAAAGGCGAAAGAGUCAUUGUUUGAAGACAACAAGAUUCUGGAAUUGAAGGGCACUAUCACAGAAGAUGACCUUGCUGCUUCCAGCACCACCACCGGAGACGGGGAUUCUUCGUCAUCCUCUACCGGUCCGGAUUCCGAACCUUCGCUGCCUCUCGAAAUAAAACCUAGUCUGUCGUCGUCGCCUCGAAAGAGUACGAAAAACACUGUCUCUAGGUUGUUAGGCUGGAAUAAAUCUCAAGACGAACCGGAACAGCGCCAAUCUCGACCCAGCACUGAUAGCGGAAGCUCAAGAUCAGCAUCACGCCCAGGAUCAAGAUUGCGACGCAAGUCAUGGAUGCCUCAAGCCCCGGCUGACACGACGAGGGAGACUGGCUCCAGCGCGCCAACAAAUAACAGUGAGAGAGACAUCGCCAACGGCGAUCAGGCUUCGGGUACUCAUACUGAAGAUGAGACGUCGCCGAGAAAGCUCUCGGAAGAUCAGAGGAGUCGCAGCUGGACCCUUGGCGCUGGCCGCCGAAUGUCCAUGAUAGGUCGAUCUCGUGAAAGGGACAAGGGUCUGGCGAAUAAUGAGGAGGGAGUAAUCGGAGAACAUGUACCAAACAAACGAACUUUGCUGAAAUCGAUACCACGGCCAUCAAGCAUGCUGAUACGCAGCCGUACGACGGAUAACAUAUCGCCAGAAAGACAGAGCCAAGCCCGAGAUGUACCUGCUGUUCCUCAACUACCAAUAUCAUUCUCCACUGACCGAUUACCGACAACGUCUAACUCGCCGAUCAAGGAGCAUCUUUCACCCACAGACCGCGUUCCAUCUCUACCUAGACAACGUUCUUCUGACCGCCUGAGGGCUUCCAACAUCAAAGGGGAGCCGCAGAGAAAAAAGGAUGAACUCUGGACAGUGUUCAGAACACUAGAUGGCGACUACCAAAAGUUCCAAUCGAAAUCUAUUGCACUGAAAACCAAUGUCGUCCGCUCCACAUUGACUCCGUUUCUUCGUACAUAUGCUGAACAUGCAUCAAAUCACAAACUUCGAGCCGAAGAUUUAGACAGGCGUGCGAACAUACUAAAUAAGUGGUGGACUGGUCUAUUGGAGAUGCUUGCUGGGCGAAAUAACCAAUCAAUUUCCGGUACAGACCGACCGGCCAUACUGGAAGCAGUCAGUGGAAUAAUGGAGAGACCUGAGUGGAGACUACGCCCAUCUCCCUUCAGCCCAAUUACAAACAGCGGUCUCAUGACGCCAGCGCCACAAACCAAAUCGACCACAUCUCUUUCCUCAACGAACUCCGAUUUCUUAAUCGAAUCCGUGCAGCACAACGUCCGGAAUAUAUUUACGCAGAACAUCAUGUCACAGAUGUCUUUUGUCAUUGCGAAAAUGUCCCUCCGAAACGCUCCUGCCAGCUUGGUCUCAUUUUGUGGAAAGACCUGCGCGUAUGCAUUUUUCUUCUGCCCAGGCAUUGCUGACAUGCUCAUUCGCCUAUGGAACCCCUCGCCGGACGUCAUGCGACGUGUCAUGGAAGAGAACGGGGCACCAAGGUUGGAAAAGUUUGAACGCACAGCUAAGACCAUUUUGGCAUUUUUCCCCCCUAAUCUCCAUUCCCUGAAGGUCUCGUCAUUCAGACAGAUAUGUCAAGAGCUGAGGAAGCCGUGCCAGCUUCCGCUGGGCGCAGCACACUUGGAUUGGCACGGGCCAUGGACGAAACGGUGGUAUGGAACAGAGAGCGAUCUUUUUUACGUUUUCGUCAAGUACUUCCAUGUGCUCACAAACGAAUUUCUGCCGCCCGAUACGACCAAUCUGGAGAAGCUUUGCGCCCCUGGUGUUCUAAUGGUGCAUACGCAGAUACUGGCAAACCUGGAUGCCACCAUUCAUCGCCAUGCUAACGCUUCGGUUGGAGACGACACGGUCAAUGGACCAUCCACAAUUACCUUCGACGAUGUGCUACAAGGCGAUCCAGACGCUGCCGCAGCGCCUGUUCCGAUCGGACCGACGAAUGCAACUCGUCUGAUGGCUGAGAAUCGGCUCAUUAUGCUUCUGAGAGAUAUACUCUCGGAAAGAACUGCAAACGUCACCAACGUACGACCAAUGUUUGCCGAACUGUUUUGUCAACUGUUGAAGGCUAGUGCGCGCAAAGUUUCACUUUAUGACCAUAAUGCAUCAUACAUGCUAUGUGACUUUUUAGAAGAGGUAGUCGGUAUCAUCGUUCGAUACGAGCAAAGUUCCAAGACUCUCAUCUUGGAUUGGCCAUUCUGGCUCUCCGUAUGCAGAAAGAUGGCUGAGAGUCACAACACUGCCACUGAGAUCAGGUUAUACUCUUUCCUGUAUUCCACGUGGAAUUCCAUAAUCGCAGAUCCAGACCGCAAGACGGAUACAUGCCUGGACUUUUUGCUCGAUCCCGACUUUUUUGAAAGCAGAUUCAAUCACUGGUGUCCUAUGGUUCGAUCAUACUACAUGCGCUUACUCUGCUGGCGUGUUGCAAGAUUCGAUGGAGAUCCAAGCGACGGAGACAUAAUCAUCUUCGACAGACUCUUGGAUCAGCUUCGCGGCAUUUGGUCUCAUUUCCUGUUCAUAAGAGAAAGAGCCCAGCGCGCGGAAAGCGUACCACCAUCUACCAUACCUUGUCCUCCCGCUCCAGGACGCCGUCUCCUCAUCAUCCGAACGGAUGCGCCUGUUCACAGCCCUGCCGGCAGUUUUCUUUCAUUUGACGGAAUAGUCAGUCCUCACUCCAGCAUACAGAAGAGCGACUCUGUACUACAGGACAUUGAGACGCGUCCAUCAUCUUCAAUGUCAGACGCCUCAUCCGACUAUGGCCAAAGCACUGAAGAGAAAACCAAGAAACCAUGGAAUCUGUUCAAGAGUUUGAUAGGUAUGCCGUCUUCACCUAGAUCGAAGUCCAGAAGUCCUAGCUCAAAAGAAAGGACUUCUGCCAAGACCUCUGGGUCAACAACACCUACUUUCAGUCAGUCGGCUACUACUACAACGACAACGACGACCUCUGUUCCUACACAUCGAAGUUAUUGCUUCAGAUUUUCGCUCGAGUGGCAAGAUAAGCGACUACAGAUCGUCAACAAUAUGCGUCUCUAUGCGCCUCGCCUCCCCGGACCCGCUCAGCAGUAUCUUAUUGAUCAUGGCAGGAUGCUCCCGACAGUCCGGAGCAGGAAGCCUGAAGGCGCUGCAGCCUCGUCUUCUAAAUAUGCUGGGCGUGCAUUGGCAGAAUGGUCCAUGGUCGUGAACGAGUGCCAGAACUUCUUUGAAAGGAGAAAGCAUGAAGGAGUCCCCACGAAUAGUUGGGUGGAAACACCCACUUUGAGCGUUGAACAUUUCAAAAGACCCAGCUGAGCUCAGUGCUCCCUAAUAAUUCUGGACUCGCAACCUAAUUUCUCAUGAUACCCCGUCCACACUACGAGUUCGAUGGAAUAUCUAGUGAUGCUGUCUGAGUGUUUUAAUAGCGAUGGACGAUCUUAUGCACACUCGAUUGUUCUUGGCGGUUCUUUCUGGCGCUGGAUGCCAACCGUCAUGUUUGCAGCAUUAACUACG